Messenger RNA from Mesocricetus auratus (golden hamster), 11287 nucleotides. Its product is annotated as interferon-induced very large GTPase 1-like. Gene Ontology annotation, molecular function: GTP binding. The transcript is spliced from 2 exons. NCBI's taxonomy places the organism in Eukaryota, Metazoa, Chordata, Mammalia, Rodentia, Cricetidae. The record is from RefSeq and is a predicted model, not a curated record. Bases 75 to 7418 code for a protein of 2447 amino acids.
CACACAAAGAGCCAAACCCUGAGCUGAAGCUGUGAGUUAACAGACUAUCAGCCUUGGGAAAGAUCCUACUCUCCAUGCAGGUCUCUUGGGAGCAGCAUGCCACAGGAAUUUGGCCUCAAGGAGACAAAGCCAUGGCAACAACAAACUGUACCCUUGAUGAGCCUCAGCCUAAAAGAAGGCAAGAUCUCCAAGAGAUGCUGACAGAAGUGGGGCUGUCUGUUGAAUACUGGCUGCCUAAGCUUCAGGAAGACCUGGGCGUGACCUGUGUCCAGGCCUUACAACACUUAAAAGAAAAAGACCUCCAGAAGCUGAAGUCCCAGACACAACACACAUGGGAGAAAAAGGCCCUAGAGAAGCUGCUUGACCUCUCACAGCCAAAUAGUGUUGCAGAGUCCCAGGAGACUCCAGGACAGAUGAUAAAGAACAGGCAGGGGCAAGCAGGACAGGCACUGCAGGAACUGAGGGCCUUGCAGUCACAAGGGAAGCACAGACAGGAAGAGGCAGUGAGGAGGAAAGAAGCAGAGCUGAGACAAGCAAUGGAGAUCCCUGAAGAGUGCUGGCCUGGACCCGAAGUGCCCCUAAAAGACGUCACUGAAACAAUGGAGAGACAUCUCAGUCACAUAGAACAGACACUGGCAAACAGUGAAAAUCUCGCAGAUAGAGACCUGGUAAGAUGGGCAUCUGGAGGGUUGGCCCUGCAAGGAAUUUAUAAGACCAGCGACCAAAGAAGCCUGAUUCAGAAGAAAGAAGAGCUACUCAGUGUCCCUAUGGAGUUUUCGCUUGUUGGCCCAGAGCACGGCACACGGAUGGAAACAAAGGAAUUUUCCUCUUUUCAAGAACAAGCUAUGUUCACACAGACUAUGGAGAAGGUGGGCUUCAGUCCAACCUUCUCAGCUAAAGGAGAAGGCUGGGGACUUAAUCUAGAAGCUGGUAUGGAUCAAAGCAGACAUACAGAAUCUGGGGAUACUCAACAAUCACAUUCAAAGCAGUCUUAUUUCUGCUCAGCCAAGUUUAGCUACAUCCCACUGGCCACCUGCCACUUUCCCAUCCAUCAGCUUCAACUCUCCAAGGCUGCGCUCCAAGAGCUAAAAACUAUUGACGAACUCCUGAAUCAAACGACACACUCAGACAGAUUCCCCUUAAUGAAGCACAGGGCUGAAAACUUUUUUCACAGGUUUGGCUCUCAUGCUAACCAAGGCCCACUGCACCUGGGGGGAAUCUACUGUUGGAAGGCCAUUUCAGAGGGUUUCAAAAGAGAGCAAUUGGCCGAUGUAAAGCAGCAGGCAGAAGACUCCUUGAAUAUUUACAUAAGGGGCAGCUAUGGUGGCUUUGGAGUUAAAGCUGGUACAACCGUGAAUAUGUCAGACUUGCAUGCAAAAACAGUAUCUUACAGUUCAACUCAUCAAAACUUUCAAACAAAGGUGAAACUCUCUGUUGCCCAGAUAGGUGGACCAGCAGAAGCAGAUGGAAUUGCUCAGUGGACAGCCGGUCUUGUUGCUAGCAAUCAAUCAUGGUCUGUCAUUGACCGGGGACUUCAGUUGGUACCUAUUUGGGACAUCAUCCUCUCUAGCCACAGAAGUGAUUUUAAGGAUGCCCUUCAAGUGGCUAACUGCCUGAAAGACAGCUACACUGCCCUGACUGGACUCACUGCCCAGAUUCAAGAAGGAGAGGAAUUUCUUACUGCUGGAAAAGAAGCUAGACUUUUCCUAGAGGAUGUGAAAUCCUGGGAAGUAUCUGAUCCUGAAGAACAGCUUAAUAAGUUGAUAGACUUCAUGCAAACAUUGAGUCAAAAAAUAAAAAGUUAUAACAUUUGGAUUAAUACAUGCCUCACAGAUUGGGAUCUGCAGAAUUUUCUAAUAAACACUGUCAACUUUUGCAAAAAUUCUCCCACUUACAAAACUCAGUUUAUUAAAUCUCAGUUCCGCAGCCUUCUAGAACCUCAUGUCUACAAAGUAACAAACUUUCCUCAGGCACAAUCCAUUAUACAAUGGAUCAAUCAGUCAGAGUCAGAAGAAGAACAAGUCAAAAUUCCCUCAUUUUCUGAAUUCAUUAAAAACUUAGAGAAAAUCCACAAAAACCUAAUGGAAGUGAAUAUAAGAAAUGAGUCCCCAGAAACAGUGGAAGAAGCUAAAAGAAUGGCUACAUAUGAGGUGACCACAGCUCUUGGCUCCUUCUUGAAGUACCUCAGAGAAACAGAGCAACCAGACAUACAGCUGAUGUUACUCUCCAUUGCAGCUGGUGCAGGCUAUCAGCUGGAAAACAAUAUUUUUCAGCAUCUUCUGGGGUGUAAUGAGUUAAACUUCCUGUUGGAUCAAAUGCAAGCUAUCCAACACAAAUACCAAGAACUUAAAAAUAUUUGCAGCUACAGAGGACAGGCAUUCCUGGUGUUCACAGCUCUCAGAGCCACAGUGGAAAUCACAGAUAUUUCUACAGAAGAGAAAAGACAACGUUUGACAUUAAUAAAACAACAUAUGGGACAACUGUUGUCUGAAGAAGUUGCACAUGUUCUCACAAAACAUGGAGCACAUCAUGAUUGGGAAAAUCUGGAGAACGAUUUGAGAUUACUCAUUGAUGGGGACUAUAAAGCCACCAUUCCUUCCUUGAAAAUGGAUGAGGUAAAAAAACAAUUGCAAAGUCUUUGCCCUGAAAAGAAAGAGACUUAUAAACAACAAAAUAAUGAAAACGACAAAAAGGAUAUGAUAGAAAAAGGACCUUUCCUAGACUUACUCCAGCGUCUAGGUCUAGAACAUCACUACCCUAAAAGGAUGAGUAGAGCUGACUUCCAUUUGAUCUACAAGACUUCUGUGUACAAUACACAGCCAAGAUCUGAACAGGAACUUCCCUUCUAUUUCCUACAAAAACUACUGAUGCUAGAUUGUGGGUUCAGACAUCUGGUCUUCAAAAAUGACAAAAACAUAGAAAACCAGAUCUCUGUAGUUUCUUUCGAUCAUGAAAAUGAAGAUUUUGAUCCAUAUGAAGAUAUCAUUAAAGAAAAUGACAGUCUUACCUAUCCUUCAUCCACUGAGUCCUGGACCCACAUUCACCCAAUGGACAUCCAAAUGGCCAUUUUUCACUGCGCAGAUGAUCUUGCCAGGCAAUAUAUUUUGUCCAAACUUUCCAUUUGUCAAUUUGCACUCCCUCUUGUGGUGCCAAAUCCCACCACUUCUCAGGUUGAAUUUUCUCUCUGGUCUCUCAGACAAAUUAGGAGAAGCUGGCAAAAUGAAAGUAAAUCACUACAGGACAAGAGCUACAGUCACAAGAAUCAGCAGAUGUGCCGUGUUUCCACUCCCAUUGUGUCCUUCAUUAGAGUUGGAAAUGGCCUCUCUGCUUCCAAGUCUCAGAUCAUGAACUCUCUCCUCAGUAAACAUAAGCAUGAUGUGUUUUUUCACAGACACUGCCGAGGAAGCAGCAAAGACAGUCUUUUGAUGGAAGGAGUGGUGGAGAUCUGCUGGUUCUGUCCUGGGGGCCAAGGCGAGGACAGAUUUGACAAGUGUGUGACCUUCACCAAUCUUCAUGGAGAUGCCAAGGAACACAGACAACAACUCAGCUUCCUGCAGGAUGUCUCUUCUCUCAUCGUGAUCCACAUGUCAGCUUCUGAUGACAAUAAAGAAAAUCAAAAACUUGUCAGACACCUCUGUCAGUCAUCAAGACCUCUAAUAUGUUUGAUUGAUGACAAAGAAAAGCUCAUAGCCAAUAAUUCUGGUAAAAGAAUGAGAAUUGGCAUCAGGAAUAGAAAUGAGGCAGAAUUAACAGAGGAACUCACAAGUGCCAUCAAACAUUUUCUAGAACUCUCUAAUACUGCUUUCAGCUUAGAGGACUGUUCACAGAUGGCUCAAAAACAAGGAUUCCUUAUUGAUGAGGACCAGGAAAACUGCAAGGAAGCCAAAGAAAAGGCACAGACUAUAAUGGCCCUCCUGGAGGAAUCCAAGUUAUCACAGACAAAAGAAAAUUUAUUACCCCUUCAGGGACAACUUUGGCACCUUUGGUGCAAGAAGGACAAAGAAUUCUAUCAUCUGAGAGAAAAGGGGAAUCGGAGCAUUGAACAACACAAGAGUGAGAUUGAGACAGAUAAAAAAAUAAUUCGAUGUCGGCAACUGGAAAAAGCCUUUCCUCUCAAUGAUUUAAUGCGCUCUGUUCUUGAAGUUCUCCAAGAAUACUCAGAAACUCAUGACAAACUCUACUUUUUGCAGUGGCUAAGUCUGUUUUUUGACAACCUGACUACAGAACACCUAGAAAAGUUGCAUGAAAAGCAAAGAUCUUUGUGGUUAAUGGCACAAAGAGAAAAACAAAAAGCACCAAAGAGCAGCUCCCUGACACUCUGGCAGAAGCAGAUAGAAGCCAUCUCUACUGAGAUUCUUAACUGCACUUUAGGAAUUGAGCACCUUCUCCGAGAAGUUGGCCAGAUCUAUGAAGCUCUGGAAGAAACUUCCUCCUCUAGAGAUAGCCUUUUCCUCUGCCUCCCCCAAAUAGCUGCAGACCUGAUGGUAGCUGGUGUUCCCAUUGAGCUCAUGGAUGGGGAUGCUUCAUAUGUGCCUCUAAAGUGGGUGGCAGCUGUUUUUGACAAGAUCUCAGAGAAAGUUGGAGAUAAAAGGCUGUUUGUUCUCUCUAUCCUUGGCCUACAGAGCUCAGGGAAGUCCACACUACUGAAUGCACUGUUUGGGUUACAGUUCACAGCCAGUGCAGGCAGAUGUACAAAAGGGGCCUAUAUGCAGCUCCUGAAGGUGGAAGAAACAUUCACAGAAGAACUUGGCUUUGAUUUUGUUCUUGUUGUAGACACAGAAGGACUUCGGGCUCCAGAACUCAACAACAAAUCCCAGAAUUGGGACAAUGAAUUGGCAACCUUUGUCAUUGGCCUUGGAAACUUGACUCUGAUAAACAUUUUUGGGGAGAAUCCCUCUGAGAUGCAAGACAUCCUACAGAUAGCUGUCCAAGCCUUUCUAAGGAUGAAACAAGUGAAAAUCUCCCCUAGUUGCCUCUUUGUCCAUCAAAAUGUGGGAGAAGUUACAGCUAAAGACCAAAAUGUGGAAGGGCGAAGGUGCUUAGAACAGAGACUGGAUGAAAUGGCAGUAACAGCCGCAGAACAAGAAGAGUGCUCAAAUGUAUCCCACUUCAGUGAUGUCAUUAAGUUUGAUGUCAAUAAUCAUGUCUACUACUUUGCCCACCUCUGGGAUGGCAAUCCCCCAAUGGCCCCUCCUAAUCCUCGUUAUAGUCACAAUGUCCAGGAACUGAAGAGUGUAAUUAUUUUGACUGCCAAACAGGAAUCCAGAGGUAGCAUCAUGAAGAUCUCAGAUGUCAAAUUUAGAGUUCAAGAUUUGUGGAAAGCCCUAGUAAAUGAGAACUUUAUUUUCAGCUUCAGGAACACUAGAGAGAUCAUGGCCAUGAGCAAGCUGGAAACUAUGUAUAACCAUUGGACCUGGGAGCUAAGGAGUCACAUGUUGGACUUUCAGAACCAGCUGAUCAAUCAGAUUCAGAAUGGGAAAAUUCAGGCACUCAAAACAAGCAUAUUUGAGGCUCCAGUCACAGAAAAGUAUACAGCAAUUAAACAAGAACUUGAAAAAUAUUUUAAUGAAGAUCCAGACAAUGAAAUACUGGUUCAAUGGAAAUCAAAUUUUGAAAAUAAGCUAAUAAUCUUAAAAGAGACACUUAUUUCAGACACCAGAAGGAAAGCCAAUGAACUUGUUCAUUUGAAAAAAAAUCAAGAAAGGCUGGAUAAGAAAAAGUCAAGUUAUGCAAAUGAAUUAUUGGAAAGGAGCAGAAAGUUGGCUUUAACUGUAAAGGGUAAGGAAUUAAAUGAAGAAGAAUUACAUGAAAAAUUCGAUCAACUUUGGAAAAAAUGGGUCUGUGAUGUGUCCUCAGAUCUUCCUCCAGUCAUAGAACCUGACAUUGACACAGAUUCUGAAAACAUUCUUUGGGACUAUUUCCAAAAGGAGAUAAACAUGGUGGACAUACUAAUGAGAAAUUCUGGUGAUAAAUUUCAAAUAAAUUAUGAUGAACAUGUAAAAAUGAAUAAAAAGUAUAACUUCAUGACUAGGACACUAAAGGUCUGUGAUAGGGAAUCCAUUAACAUGACUACUGACCGUAUUAUUUCAAGAUUUAAUGAAAUGAUCAACAAUAUUCAUAGGCAACAAUGUGAUUACAAUACAAGCUAUUUCCAUGAAAUCCUGAGGAUAAUAGAAGAAGAAGUAAAAUCUGCACCUACUGAGGAAAGAUACACAUUUACAAGCAAAUAUAUCCUUGAGUUGUCAUUAUGCUUAUUCCAAAGAGCAUCUAAGAGUUUUAAGGAAAUGCACAAAGCAUUCAAGAGAGCAAAUGAUCCUGUAAACUAUCUGGAGAGGAAGAAAGAUGAUUUCUUCAUGAGUUUUAAGAUAUCCUGCCAAGGUGCCACUUCCAUCAAAACAUUUGUUGAUUUUCUUUGGCACAAGCUUACCCCUGCUAUCUCUGCCACCAUACGGGGGAAAAUGGUUAUUAAAAUUGCUGGAGCAAUGAGAGCAACCUGCCCUGCAUUCAAUGGAAACAGGGCUAACCUGGAGAAACAUAUUCUCAUUUCUCUGGCAGAAGAAGAAAACUUUGAUAAUUACUGGCAGUACCUUCAUUAUACAAAGUCCUUUUUUAGCAGCUAUAUUGAAAGCCGUAUUAAACAAUACUGUUCAGAGGAAGGAAGUCAAAAAGUAAAGACUUUUUUAAAAAUAAGUUUAGGUGACAUCAAGAAUGCCAUCCUCUCUGCCAUUCAUGAGUCCACAGCAGUAGCUAAAGAUAAAGGCAGCACUGCUUCUGGCUGGUUGGAUUUGUUCUGUGAUCACUUAGGGAGCAACCUGAUUUUUCCAAGAAAAGACCUGAUAAGCAUCGAGCACCAGGAGAUAAAGGAUACUGAAUUUCUCAAAGAAGCCAUGAGUGCAGCUUUGGAUCCUGAAAUGAGGAAAGUAGAAGAGGACUGCUCAGGGAGACCCAUAGAUGAAAUGGUUCCUGACAUUGAGAAAAUUCUCUCUGAACAUCUCUGUGGCUGCUGGAAACAGUGUCCUUUGUGUAAUGCAAUUUGUACAAACACCAUUCCCCAGCAUGAAGGAGACCACAGUGUGCCUUUCCACCGUCCUCAGGCUGUCAACGGAUGGCAUAAGCAUAAAACAGACUACUUUGUCAUUGACUGCUGUACCAGUUCAGUAGCAAGUGACCGCUUCAUGCUUUUGGGAAAUAAACGAGAAAUCUCUUAUAAGAAUUACCGGCAGGCAGGAGGGGAUUAUGCCACAUGGAGUAUUACUCCAGACUCAUCCACCCAGUCAUACUGGAAAUGGUUUGUCUCACACUUCAGAUCAAAACUAGAGGAAAAAUACCAGAAGAAAUUUACAGACACAGGUGAAAUCCCAGAGGCAUGGGCCAAAAUCACAAAGGAGGAUGUGCUCAAUGACUUGAAAGAACAAUAGUAUUCAGUGAAUAACCCAAUAUCAGACAGAGCCACAGCAUACCUAAAUACUUCUAAAACUCCUCCUCCUAACAAGAGUCUCCAAUAUUUCCAUUUAUAGGAUGAAAUGUGGAAGAGCUUGAAGCUUUCCCUGUAAAAAUGUCUUUAAUCUCUUUGUCUCAAUUUCUUCUGGUUUAAAAUCAAAUUAUCAGAGCUAGAAAGAUGGCUCAAAAGUUAUGAGCAGGUGUUGUUCCUGUAGAGGACCCAGUUCAGUUCCUAGCUUCCACUUGGCAUAUCAUAACCAUCUGUAACUCCAGGUCCAGGAAAUCUGAUGCCCUUUUCUGGCCUUACACAUGAUAUACAUAUAUAGAUGGAGGUAAUCAGAACAUAAAAAAUCAAUUACCAAUAUAUGAUCAAAUAAAAUAAAAUCCAUUUAAAAGACCUAAAUCAUACUUCAAAUCAUGGCUAUGAAUAUUUUUAUAGUAUAUACAUUUAGAGACAUUCCUGUCAGUUAAGGCAGACAUACCAGGAAGGGCAGGAAAAGAACCACCAUGGCCUGUAUAUAUAGUAAGUACAUCUGUAGCAUUCUACAUCAUUGAAUCUCAUGUCAGUUACUCACUUACAAAUGGGCUCCAAACAUUAGGAUAUAGACUAUAUAGAAGUAGAGAAUAUAGUGGGAGCUACCAUGGGCUGAGGGAAGUAUAGGAGAAAGGAGACUGUUCAAAGAACCAAAAGUCUCAGACAAAAGGAACAAGCUCUGCUAACCAUGGUUAAUAACAUACAUUUUGAAACUGCUGAAACAGUAAAUUUUAAAUGUUCUUGCACUGAAAAGUGCUUAAGAGAUGAGAUGAUGGGUAUGUUUAUUUGUUCUUAUGUUUACAUGCUUAUUUGAUCAUUCCAUAAUGUAUAAUAAUUACUGGGUUGAACCCAUUAAUAAAUAUAAAUAUCAAUAAAAACAUUAAAUUUUUUUUAAAUGUGAGUUUCUUAAGUGAAGAUCAACAAUUAUACCAAGAAGGUUUUCAGUUUUUUGUUUGUUUGAGGAAGUUAUUUUGAGGGGCUGUUUUUAUUUUGUUUGUUUUGAAACAGGGUCUCAUGUAGUCUAACCUGGCCUCAAAUUCAGUGUGUAGCUGAAGACGACCAAUAACUUUUGGUUACCAAGCCCAAUUUAUGUGGUGAUAAGGAUGAAAUCCAGAGCCUUAUUGUAUUAGACAUGCACUGUACCAAUUGAGCUGCAUAUCCAGGGAGGUUCUUGGAAGCUUUGAAAGGAUUUCUCUUCUUAGAGGGAGGGACAUAUGAAUACAAAGUCUAGGGGUUGAGACUGGCUAAGAACUACCUCCUUAAGUUUAAGAAUGCUUUUCAUUUGGAUUAUGGAGAAAAAUCUGUAAAGCACACAAUUUUUAUUUCACCUUCCCCUCAAAGUUGCAAUUCUCUUUAUUCCAACACCUCAGUAAUAUCUAAGGAAAUAAUUCAACACUUUACAUUAGUGAUGUGUUACAUGAGUUGACAAGAGAGUGGAGGAGAAGUGUGACAUUAUCCUAGAUACUAUAAUAAUCACUAGUACUACCAUUGUAAUAAUAGUACCUGUGGAAAUAUAGUCGUCUUAAAUAGUAGAUUUUGCAUGCUUUUUGAGGGGAUAAGUUAAUUCCUAUAAAUAAAAUAGAAACAGUGCAAAACAGAGAGCAAGUCUGUAUAAGCAUAAGUUAUUACAUUAUAGUACCUCUCCUUACUCAGUUCCUUUCUAACAACAACUUAUUAGGACACUCUGAAUAGGCUUAAACAGCUUCAUUCACCCCUUACUAGGAAUAAUAUUCACUAUGACUCCUUGAGAAAUCACAUUGGACGAUAUAGUUAGUCCUUAAUAAAUGCACUUGUAAUGUAAUAGUUCAAAUGCACUACAGCUUAUUUAAGUCUUUUGGGAAUUUAUUAGUAGUUACAAUGAUUCCAAUAUUAAUCAAAUAAACAUUUAACAAAAUCACUACAAUUAUUAUUUUAUCAGUAUAGAAAUGCUGUCUUGUAUUCUCAGAAGCAUAGUUUUAUAUACAAGUGUUUUAUUAAAGAAAUGGUAGGCAAGAAGAGAAAGGAACCAGGUAUAGUAGUACAUGCUUAUUAUCCUAGCACUCAGGAUACAGAGGCAAAGAAAUCCAGUGUAUGUAGUAUCCUGGACUACACAGAAAGUUUCUGUCUCAAAAAAAAAAAAGGUGGGGAGGAAAGGAAAGAUGGUACAUGAAGUUGCAAAUUUGUAGAUAUAAGUCCUGAGAUCUAGGGAAGCUACCUUGCAGUUCUAAUUAAGAGCACUAAACUCCAAUGAAAGAGAUACCUUGAUAGAGGAAGCCAUUCUGGGGUUAGGGAGAAAUUCGGUACUAGAGAAAUUCUCAGGAAUCCACAAAGAUGACCCCUACUAAGACUCCUAGGAGAGGGUGUCUGAAUAGGCCUUCCCCUUUAAUUGGAUUAAUGACUACCCUAAUUAUCAUAAUAGAACCUACAUCCAGUAACUGAUGGAAGCAGAUGUAGUGACCCACAGCCAAGCACUGGUUGAGCUCCUGAUGUUUGGUUGAAGAGGGGAGGAAAGGUCAUAUGAACAUGGAGGGUCAAGACCACAAUGGGAAAAACCACAAAAACAGCUGACCCAAGCUAGAGGCAGCUCAUGGACUAAGGACUGAGAGCUGGGGAACUUGCAUGGGACCAAAUUAGACGUUCUGAAUGUGGGUGACAGUUAUGAGACUUGAUCUGGUGGGGGGGGGAGACUGGCAGUGGUAUUAGAUCCUAUCCCAGGGGCAUCAACUGUCUUUUUGGAGCCCACACCCUAUGGUGGGUAACCUUGCUCAGCCUUGACACAGCGGGAAGGGGUUUGGUCCUGCCUCAACUUGAUAUGGCAGACUUUGUUGACUCCCCCAGGAAGGCCGUCUCCCCUCUCUGAGGAGUGGAUGAAGGUGGUUGAGAAGGAUAGGAAGCAGGGAAGGAGAGGGAGGAGGAACUGGGGUUAGUGUGUAAAAUGAAAAAUAAUUUUUUUAAAUAAGUAAAGAGCACUCAACUCUGAAUUUAGACUGCUUAGCUAUGCAUAUACUCUUAUGAGUCAUGGGACCCUGGAACAAUCUCUGCUUCAAUUUCUUCAUCUACAAAAUGAUACCAUUCCAGGUAUGAGAAUAACUUAAUAAAAUACACAUGCCAGCACAUGGUAUGUGUUUUUAUGUUAGUAGUAACUGGUACCAGCAAAAACGAAUAGCAAAAGUCACAUUAGCAUAAUUAUAUAGGUUUUUAACAUUAUAAUUAUUGUUACUAUUAUGCCUUAAUGUGUUUAUGUUCAUAUAAUACACAAUUAUAAUUCAUGAAAAAUCAGGUCAAAAUUCUACAUUUGGAACCAAGUAAUGGAACUAUUAUUUUCUGUUUUUUCUCACUAAACAUUAUCUCUUUAAAAAAAAAAAAGAAAACUUUCAAGUUCAAAAUGAGUAUGAAGAACGGAAGAAAAGCAGAAUAAAUGCAUCACUAAAUUUCUUUGAUAGCAGCUAUCAGAUAACCUCUAAUGUUAUCAAUACUUUUAAUAUAGUCCAAAGGAUUUGCAUUUAUUCUAAAUUGGAAAAGAUGUGAGCCAGAGCAUGUCCUUCUAUGAACAGCCUCCUAUCAACUCCUCAACAGCAAAACAGAAAAGUUUCCUCCAAACGUUUACCUCAAGGAAGAGCUUGCUGGCCACCUAAGGAGAAUGCAGUAGCAUCCACUCUUCCUUCAGGGGUCAAGUUGAAGUUCAAAUCUGCCUCAAACCCACAGAGCCUCUUCACUGGAGGUCAAGCCCCUUCUAGGGCUCUCGGUACACACUGAGCAAGACACGAAGACCCAGCCAUGCGACCUAACACAGUAGAGUUUCUACCUGGUUCAAUAAAGUUUAUGAAGCCUGCA